AUGCAUCACCACAACCAGCCUCCUGCAGCUCAGGCCUGGACUGGAAACAGAAAGGCCAUAGGACAUGAAAAUGCCCUUGCCUCUACUGCUGACAUUAUGCUGUCUAAUACGGGCAAGCAGGGCACAAAAGAAAGGACUGUUGAUCCUUGCGAUAACAGGGUAAGAAGGCCCUACAGAAAUUCCUGCUCCACAGAGGAGUCUGUCAGGACCUUGUCUAAUCACAGUUAUGUAUUUGCCUACAGUUUCUCUGAGUGUUAUGUCAGAAUCAAAGAAGAGUUUCACCAUGAAGGAGAUGUGGUCAUUGGUGUAUUUUUCCCAGUUCAUACUAUCUACACAAGCAACAAAGUUCCACAUCCUAAUCUGCCAUACUAUUUCACCGACGUUCGCAUACAGUAUAAUUUUAAAAUAUAUGAGUUGGUUCUGUCCCUGGUGUUUGCCAUUGAGGAGAUCAACAGGAACCCUCAUCUUUUACCAAACAUAUCUCUGGGAUUUGAUUUUUAUAAUGUCCCAUACAGUGAGAAAAACAUUCUUAUGAAUCCCCUUAUUUGGCUCACAGGCCUGAGUAAUCCCUACUGUAAUUAUAACUGUGUAAAGGAGAGAAAGGCAGCUGCUGCACUAACAGGACCAUCAUGGGCAAAAUCUGCUCAUAUUGAGACACUGCUUCAGCUCUACAAAUUUCCACAACUCACAGUUGGUCCUUUUGAUCCUAUCUUCAGUGACCGAGGUCAGUUUACUUCUCUCUAUCAGAUGGCCCCUAAAGGCACAUCUCUGUCUCUUGCCAUGGUCUCUCUGAUUGUUCAUUUUGGCUGGAACUGGGUUGGUUUACUUAUUCCAGAUGACCACAGAGGGACUCAGUUUCUUUCAGAUAUCAGAGAAAAGAUGGAGAAUAAUCAAGUCUGCGUAGCUUUUGUUGAAAUGAUUCAAAGCUCCUGGAAUUCAUUUUCAUACAAAUACUGGAAAAGUCUUGGCAUGGUCCAGGAAUCAUCUGCCAAUAUCAUCAUCAUUUAUGGUGACAAUGAUUCACUACAAGGUUUAAUGCGAAAUCUAGGGCAACAGAUUUUGACAAUGAAAGUUUGGCUCAUGACCUCUGAAUGGGACCUUACUAAUAUUGCUGAUUUUUUCUUGCUAGAUUCAUUCCAUGGAAGUCUCAUUUUUUCACAACACCAUGAGCAGGUCAUUGAAUUUAAAAAUUUUAUACAAACAGUUAAUCCUUAUAAAUACCCAGAAGACAAUUACCUUCCUAAAUUGUGGAUUAUGUUCUUCAAGUGCUCAUUUUCAGAGCUGGAUUGUCAUCUUUUAGAGAACUGCCAACCCAAUGCCUCCUUGGAAUUCCUGCCUAGAUACAUUUUUGACACUGCAAUGAAUGAAGACAGCUACAACACAUACAAGGCUGUCUAUACUGUGGCCCACAGUCUCCAUGAGAUGAUUCUUCAGCAAGUACAAAUGCAACCAUUAGGAAAUGGGGAAAGAAUGGUUUUCGCACCCUGGCAGAUUCAUCCUUUCUUGAGGAAUAUCCAUGUGGGAGCCAACAUGGCUUUAGAAUUGAAACAGAAGUUACAUGAUAAUAAGUAUGAUAUUCUCAACUUUUGGAAUUUUCCGAAGGGUCUAGGGCGAAAAGUGAAAGUUGGAAUAUUUUCACCCAAUGUUCCCCAGGGUCAACAGUUGUCUUUGUCUCAGCAGAUGGUACAAUGGCCAAAAAGAUACUCAGAGAGGUAUGGGAGUCCUUUAUGCUCAGGAGAUAUGGAAAAGUGCAUGAAGUGUCCAGAAAGUCACUAUGCAAACACAGAGAAGAAACACUGCCUCCAGAAAGCUGUGAGUUUUCUCGACCAUAAGGACCCCUUGGGGAUGUCUCUCACAACCAUAGCUCUGUGCUUCUCUAUACUCACAGCUGUGGUUCUUGCACUAUUUAUGAAGCACAGAGACACUCCAAUUGUCAAGGCUAAUAAUAGGACACUCAGUUACAUGUUGCUGAUCACACUCACUCUCUGUUUCCUAUGUUCCUUGUUCUUCAUUGGCCGUCCCAACACCACAACCUGUAUCCUGCAGCAGAUCACCUUUGGAGGUGCUUUCACUGUGGCUCUUGCCACUGUGUUGGCCAAAGCUAUCACUGUGAUUAUUGCCUUCAAGGUCACGUUUCCAAAUAAAGUGGUGAGGUGGUUAAUAAUAUCAAAGGCUCCAAACCUUAUAAUCCCCAUAUGUACUCUUGUCCACCUUGUCCUCUGUGGAAUCUGGCUGGGAACCUCUCCUCCCUUCCUGGACAAAGAUGCUCAUGCUGAACAUGGACAUAUCAUCCUUGUGUGUAACAAGGGCUCAGAUUUUGCCUUCCAUGGUAUACUGGGAUACCUCUGCUCCUUGGCACUUGGAAGUUACAUUACGGCUUUCUUGUCCCGGAAUCUGCCAGACACAUUCAAUGAAGCCAAGUUCCUAUCAUUCAGCAUGCUGGUGUUCUUCUGUGUCUGGGUCACAUUCCUCCCUGUCUACCACAGCACGAAGGGGAAAGUCAUGGUGGCUAUGGAAGUCUUCUCUAUCUUGGCUUCUAGUGCAGCCCUCCUUGGCUUCAUUUUUGUCCCUAAGUGCUAUAUUAUCUUAAUAAGGCCAGAUAAGAACUCAAUUCAACAUAUUAGGAAUAGGCCACAUUCUAGAAGAAAUAACCAUCUCAAAAACUAG
Molecule: messenger RNA, 2667 nt
Organism: Peromyscus maniculatus bairdii (prairie deer mouse)
Lineage: Eukaryota; Metazoa; Chordata; Mammalia; Rodentia; Cricetidae
Source: RefSeq, a predicted model, not a curated record